This is a messenger RNA of Metarhizium album ARSEF 1941, 1653 nucleotides long. RefSeq names its product TRAF-type zinc finger protein. Bases 1 to 1653 code for a protein of 550 amino acids. Lineage: Eukaryota; Fungi; Ascomycota; Sordariomycetes; Hypocreales; Clavicipitaceae. The transcript has a single exon. Gene Ontology annotation, molecular function: zinc ion binding. The record is from RefSeq and is a predicted model, not a curated record.
AUGUCUACGGUCCCCGUCCCCGAACCCCAGCCGACGCUGGCGCCAGCUCUGGCAAUCCAUAGCUCGGAUCCAGCUGCGGCAGGAUCCAGCUCGCACGAAUCCCCACACGAAACCACCGGGUCAGCGACUAUCCAUGUGUCGCGAGAUGGCGGUUCAGAUUCAAGCGAUGAGGGAGUCCAAGGAGUUCGAAUGAGCCCCGCUGCGGCAAGACGCUUCGCUCGUCGCAACUUGAGGCGGGCCACCGCCACGCCAGAUCUUGUCACCAGUCUGGUUAGGCCGCCGUCCCCCGAGGCCUUUUAUAUUGCCCAAGACGCCCGCGGCCACCCUCGACAGCGCGCAGUCUUGCGUCCGGCUGCCAUUUUGUCACAGCCAUACGGGCGACGACAUUCGAAUGCCGCUCGUGAACGCAGGACCGGCCCUCUGUUGGUACCCCACCCGUGCUCUCUCGACAUCCCCGUCAAGUAUGGUGGUGGCUGCAUCUUCGACAUGCACACGUUGAACUAUGUCUCUGACAUCGAUCCGAAUCUGCUCUGUCCCAUAUGCCACGACCCGCUCGUCGAUCCCGUCACCACGCCCUGCGACCACACAUUCUGCUACAGGUGUUUGCGGCGAAGCAUAGCAUCGAGUCCCUCAGGGACGGCCUGCCCUAUUGACCGCGAGCUCCUGCUGUGGGUGGACUGUUUCAGUGCGGCCAGGCUUGUUCGCACCCAGCUCAGCUGCUUGACGGUCAAAUGCCCCAACCAGGGGCGAGGCUGCGAAAGUCAGGUGCGACGCGAAAACGUUGAAAAGCACGCCACAGCCGAAUGCCGCUUCCGGGAAUACUCAUGCCCCGAUACCACGUGUGAUAAAAAGCUACGAAACAAGCCCCAGGAUGAUGUAUGCCACCACAGACAAGUUGGCUGCGGCUUAUGCCACGACAAGGUAGAAGAAGCGGACAAAGAGAUGCAUCUACUCUCGUGCUCACUGGCCAAGACGAGAUGUCAAUCUUGCUGGCAGCUGGUUUGCCGCUCACAGAUGAAAUCACACCACGAUUUCGAGUGCGACGGGGUCGAAGUUGGCUGCCCCUAUCAAGACCUGGGGUGUCCAGUCAGGACAAUACGAGGAGAAAUCGGGGCGCAUUCCUUCACAUGCGCUUUUCAUCCAGAUACGCCAUCGGGGAUUGUCAUUCGGAACCAACAGGAAAUCAUUCAGUCAUAUGUCGAUCUGGGAAGCCAGCUUCGAGACAUGCAGCUUCGCCAAGACGAAACGGCCAAGCGCAUCGACGACGUCUUGGCAGACCGACGAACAAAAGGCAACGGGGAAAGCCGCAAGGACGCUAUGUACAGUGACAACAGAACCAUGCAGGACUUGGAUGCUGGCUUCGAAGAAGUCCACCAGAACUUGACCCACCUCGAGGCCAGGCAGAGCAUGUGGACACUGAAUCAAGUUAUGCCGAUACGCGAGGAGGUGACGGAGCUACGAAACAACAUCAAUAUGAUACGCAUGCAUGUGAACUGGCUGCUGAAUCGGAGCCGCGAAGAAGGACGCAUCAGGGCAGCGAAUAACACGGGGCCGACAGCGGGGAUUCGUCGUGACAGCUCCAGCGAUGUACCUCUCGUCUUGUCGGAGAGACGGAGGUCAUCUAGUGCCGAUAUGGAUGUGCCUCGCCUGUGA